AUGGACGACUUGGGCGGUGAUGACAGGCACGGACUUCCUGCGAGCGGACUUCCCCCCGGGUUCGAAAUGGAGACGGGUAGAAUGUGCAUGUCCUGGAUUACAGAACCUACCACGUUACCCUCAACCGGGAUGCCACCGCAGAUACUGUUGGAUACGGUCACGUCGACGCUGCCUUACCGUCUCAGCGAAUGGCGUAUGUGCGCAAAGGGAGCUGUGGAGCCAGAAAUCGUCACGGGAGAGGAUGUGAUCUUGAUUCAGACUUUCCAUCACGAUCAACGGCAGUGGACAGUCCUGAAUGCCGUGAUCGGUCCGGAUCCCAGUGACGACAGGAAUCAUCCAAACCCUAGCGGCCAAGAGGCGGUUUAG
Postia placenta MAD-698-R-SB12 is the source of this 366-nucleotide messenger RNA. RefSeq lists its product as hypothetical. NCBI's taxonomy places the organism in Eukaryota, Fungi, Basidiomycota, Agaricomycetes, Polyporales, Adustoporiaceae. The transcript has 2 exons. Bases 1 to 366 code for a protein of 121 amino acids. The record is from RefSeq and is a predicted model, not a curated record.